Molecule: messenger RNA, 1131 nt
Organism: Komagataella phaffii GS115
Lineage: Eukaryota; Fungi; Ascomycota; Pichiomycetes; Pichiales; Pichiaceae
Product: Alpha-1,6-mannosyltransferase involved in cell wall mannan biosynthesis
Exons: 2
Coding region: 1-1131 (376 amino acids)
Biological process (GO): protein N-linked glycosylation
Cellular component (GO): mannan polymerase complex
Molecular function (GO): alpha-1,6-mannosyltransferase activity
Source: RefSeq, a predicted model, not a curated record
AUGCAACAACAGCUGUUUAGAAAAGUAAUUUGGCUCACGGUUGGACUCAUAACGGUGAUAUUGGUAAUAAUAAAGAUUUCAUCCAGCAAGUCCACCGCCACAGACCUUCAGAAAGUAUUGAAGAAUGCCAAUAUUUUACCGCAGGACGUGAUCAAUUACAAUAGCAGAAAAGUAACGGAUGAACUCGCUUCAAAGCUGGACGAGAUUCAAAAGAAGUAUCUCUCGAAGCAAGAUGAUAGAAUUAGCAAGCUCGAAGCUGAACGGGCAGAUCUACUGGAACAGGUUAGAUUUCUAAGGAACCCCCCUGCAGGAUCAAGUUUAAGAGAAAAAUUGGCUUAUCUGUUUCCUUAUAAUGAAAACGGCAAAUUCCCUGCUUAUAUAUGGCAAACAUGGAAGUAUGGCUUGAAUGACGAUCGGUUUGGAGAAAAGUUCAAAGAAGGCGAAACUCAGUGGGCUUCGAAGAAUCCUGGUUUCGUUCAUGAGUUGUUUAACGAUGAUACUUCCGGUGUGUUUAUUCACCAUCUGUAUAUCAAUGUUCCAGAAGUGAUCAAAGCAUACGAGCUGCUUCCCAACAUAAUCUUGAAAAUGGACUUCUUCAGAUAUUUGGUUUUAUACGCCAAGGGAGGUGUCUAUGCAGACGUUGAUACUAUGCCUCUUCAGCCUGUACCAAACUGGAUUCCUGAAAAUGUCUCCCCAAAAAGCAUCGGGAUGAUCAUUGGAAUACAAAACGAUGCUAACAAUCCAGAUUGGAAAAAGAUUACAGAAUUAAUCGCCAAAAUCACAGAGGAUACACUGCAACGAGCCGAGUCAAACUCACUGGAACUAGCUGACAUUAGCGAAGAAGGCGGCCUGUCUGAUAAGAAUUUGUCCAUUAUGCAAUGGACGGGUACUGGUAUUUUUACAGAUGCCAUAUUUACCUAUUUUAAUGACUACAUUCAAAGUAGUAUCUAUACCAAAGUUACUUGGAAAGAAUUCUCCAAAUUGAGAAAGCCCAAGCUUGUCAGUGAUGUAUUGGUACUGCCGAUUAUCAGCUUCUCGGCCGGUGCAGGUAGUGGAAAAUCGACUGAACUGAACGAUCCCUUAGCAUUCGUACAACAUUAUUUUGAAAGAUUACAUAACGACAACCACUAA